AUGGAUCUCACCUUGCUAUGGCAGGAUCGGCAACGUUCCCCUCGAGUGGUGAGCCUGGCAGAGUACAAAGAUGAAGACCAUGUGGGCUACGACAUUGCCGGAGAGAAAGUGAUGAGGACGCUGUCGACCGGUGAAAUUGAUGCCCUCUUGGAGAGCAAGGACAAUCCAGAUGCGUGGCGCACCGUCAAGGACCACAAGAAUCAGAGAGAGGUCGUCCUGACCGAUACAGACCUGGAGAUCAUUCGGCGGAUACGUUCAAGGAUGUACCCGAGCGCAGCCACGGACACGACUGAAAUGGUUGAGUUUGACAACCCAGAGGCCAGAAUACAUCCAGAGCGAAAAGCACAUCCACCCAAAGCCAGAUUCCUUCCGUCGAAAUGGGAGCGCAUGAAGGUGAAGAGGCUUGUCGCGCUGCUCCGUGAGGGCAAGAUCAGGCCUCCGCCGCCUCCAGCCCCCGAAGUCUUCGACCUUUGGGCGGACGAGCCGGAGACGCGCCGGCGUCGCGCGCCGCCGCCUUUGCCAGCUCCGAAGAUGGCUUUGCCCGGCCACGCGGAGUCCUACAACCCGCCGCCGGAAUACCUCUUUACGGAGGAAGAGAAGAAGGAAUGGGAAGAGACAUUCGAAGAGGAGAGAGCGAUCACGCAUCUGCCUCAAAAGUACGAUGCGCUUCGCCGUGUCCCGGGCUACAAGGACUUCAUCGUGGAACGAGAGUCUGCUGCCGAAGCUCCCGAGCCCGAAGGUCCGGCAGUCAGGCUUUAA
Molecule: messenger RNA, 759 nt
Organism: Symbiodinium sp. CCMP2592
Lineage: Eukaryota; Dinophyceae; Suessiales; Symbiodiniaceae
Source: the annotation of a GenBank genome assembly